Molecule: messenger RNA, 2487 nt
Organism: Meriones unguiculatus (Mongolian gerbil)
Lineage: Eukaryota; Metazoa; Chordata; Mammalia; Rodentia; Muridae
Gene: Gpr31
Product: G protein-coupled receptor 31
Exons: 1
Coding region: 124-1083 (319 amino acids)
Biological process (GO): G protein-coupled receptor signaling pathway
Cellular component (GO): membrane
Molecular function (GO): G protein-coupled receptor activity
Source: RefSeq, a predicted model, not a curated record
AUAAAUGCAGAACUUGUCUGCUUUGUAGCAGGAAAGGGCAUUUUUUUUUUCUCUUAGGGGAAAGAGCAUAGCGAGGCCUCCUUGCCUUUCUGUCCUUGCUUCAGGUCAGUGUGGCUGAGGCCCAUGGCGUAUCCCAACUGCUCAGCUGCCAGCCCUGUGGUGGACACAGCUAUGGGCAUCAUGCUGACGCUGGAGUGUGUCCUGAGUCUUACUGGCAACGCUGUCGCCCUUUGGACCCUCUUUAACCGUCUCAAAGUGUGGAAGCCGUAUGCUGUCUACCUGUUCAACUUGGUGGUGGCUGACCUGCUGCUGGCAACCUGUCUGCCACUCUUUGCUGCCUUCUAUCUGAAGGGCAAGACCUGGAAACUCGGCCACACGCUCUGCCAAGUCCUGGUCUUUCUGCUGACCUUCAGCCGUGGUGUGGGGGUAGCCUUCCUGACAACAGUGGCUCUAGACCGGUACCUUCGUGUGGUCCAUCCGAGGCUCAGAGUUAACUUGCUGUCUCCAAGGGCAGCCAGGGUCAUCUCCAGCCUCAUCUGGCUUCUGAUGGUUGCUCUCACUCCCCAAAACCUGCUCACUCACAAGACUACCCAGAAUUCCACUGAGGGUCCCAGCUUCUACCCCACGAGAGAGGUUGAGGCCAGUGCCACCUGGCAGGAGGUGCUCUUCUUCCUUCAGUUCCUGCUUCCCUUCGGCCUCAUCUCCUUCUGCAACACUGGGAUCAUCAGGACCCUCCAAAGGAGACUCCGGGAGUCUGACAAGCAGCCCAGGAUCCGGCGGGCCAGGGCGCUGGUUGCCAUGGUGCUGCUACUGUUUGGGCUGUGCUUCCUGCCUAGUGUCCUGACCAGAGUUCUGGAGCAUGUGUUUCGAGAAUGUGAGAGCUGCAGUGUCCAGCAUGUCAUAGUGCAGGCCUCUGACAUCGCUGGUGGCCUCACCUGCCUGCACGGUGCACUGAGCCCGACCAUUUACUGCUUCUCCAAUCCAGCCUUCACCUACUCAUACCGGAAGGUGCUCAAAAGCCUUCGAGGCAGGAGGAAGACAGCAGAGCCAGCUAGCUCCAACUUCAGGGACUCUUAUUCCUGAUGACUACUGAAAUCUUCAGCUCCCUUUUGAUUGGGAAGCACCUUGAAUCUAAGCAAUAACCCAGUAGUCUCUGGGAGAAGAGAGAAAUUGCACUACAGGGCUCCAGACAUAAACUCAGUCCCUGAGGUGGCCCACUGACCUCACCUGGAUUUCUCCCUGCUACUUUACACUGCAUUGGUCAAUCUGAAUCACCCUGACAGAGCCUGCCUCCAUGGCAGUGGCCAUCCAGAUAGGGUUGCCAAGCUGCACUGAGCAUUUCUGCACGUCCGAACUGAAAGAACCCACCAGGCUAUGUCAGUGGAGGAGAAUUCUGGUACCAUCUAUUCUCUUGGGUCAUAUUCACUCUCCAAGACUUCAGUUCUCCAGGAUGAAAACUGAUUUCUUCUUGCCUAGCGUGGAGCUCAGAACAACGGAAGCCAGAAGCCUCCCAGGUUCUGAAGAGGUUGCAGGUCACUCUCUGUUUUUAUCAAUUUCUCCUUCAUUUUUUAUAGGUUGUGUGGAGUGUCACAGAUAGUUGAGCGAGCUACCUCCUCCAGUGUGAGAAAUAUCCGGUAGUUGCCUCAAAACUGGCCUGGAAGGGCUUGCUCAGCUUUGAAUGUCUGAAUGUGUUUUACUUUCUCUACCUUGCUUUGAAAGAGACACCAUAACUUUAUUUUGGCCCUGGGGAAAGAGAUACUUGCAUUUGAAAUGGUGCUUGAAGCAAGCCAGGGACCAUAAGGGCUGGCAGAUCAUGACAUGGGAGCUGGGGCUGGUGGUAUCACCUCACUCCUAGAACACGCAGGCUGGGGGCAGGCUGGAGAGCAGGAUUUGAAAGCCGUUCUCACUGCUUUGUCUCUUUUCCAAGCUCAUUUCUGGAAAGGCAGGUAAGGCAGAGGCAUCUCCAGAAUGCUUGUAGGGCACCUACUGACUAUCUGGACGUUCUUGCAAUGGCCAUGGCUCUUCACACAGGCACUCUACAGCAUGCCCUGUUUGAUGCCAAAGCUGACGGCACUGGCAGCAUCGUGUCCACUCACGGCGCUCCUUGCCUGCUUGGUGGAUUUCUUGUCAGGACCCCACCCGUGACAUUAUGCAAAAGAGUAGAAAAGUCCCCUAGACCAGGGUGGCCUGUCAGCCUCAGAGUCCCAGGGGAGCAGAUACUUUUCAGCAACCCUUUUAUUUUCCAGGAUUUAUUUCUUCCUAAGAGAGUAGACUGCAACAGGCCUGAGACAGAACUGUGGCCUUGUCAGGAUGUGACUAAAGUCUGCUGGGUGGUCAUUCUGUGAUGCAUCCCUUCUUCCAGGAGAGGAAAAGCGCCUCCGGCUCCCUCAUGCAUGAGCAGUCUCAACAAUGCUUUGAAAACCGGGAGGGGAGGAGGGAGGGCCUUAUGGGGGGAUACAAAGUGAAUAAACUGUAAUUAAUAAAAAU